Messenger RNA from Lycium barbarum (goji berry), 1015 nucleotides. RefSeq lists its product as uncharacterized. The transcript has a single exon. NCBI's taxonomy places the organism in Eukaryota, Viridiplantae, Streptophyta, Magnoliopsida, Solanales, Solanaceae. The coding region runs from base 117 to 887 and encodes 256 amino acids. The record is from RefSeq and is a predicted model, not a curated record.
CAUUCUUCAUUCACACAAAUCACAUACAACACAUCUCUAGCCUUACCACUUAGCAACAAGAACACAAGAAAAACAGAACAAACAAGUUGGCAAUUUUCAAUCUUAUAUAGAAAAAGAUGGAACAAAAUUUGCCAGUGGUUGCAAAGAAGUUUUGGAAGAUAGUACGAGUAGCUUUGUGCAUGUUGAGAAAAGGCGUAUCAAAGCAAAAGCUAAUGCUUGAUAUCAAAUUAAUGAUGAAACGUAGCAAGAUUAGUAGCUACAAAUCUGCUGUCCAAAAUCUCAUGUUCCACUUCAACCUCAUCCAUAACCGCCGCUCGCAGAACGACAGUAAUUUACCAUUCUCUCCUCGAGAGGAUGAAUACGAGUUUAGCUGCAGUAGCACCCCGAAUUUGAACAAGCACACCGAAGAGGAUGUUACUAUGAUGAAUGCUGCUGUAAUGAAAGCAUUGGAGAUGAUUAAGGCUGAAACAGCGUCAAAAAAGGAAGUUGAAUGCACAAAGCAUUCUGCGCCAGCAGAGUCUGAGGAAUGGCAGCAACCCAAGGGGUGUAAUGUAGAUAGGCUGCCCUCGUCGUCUAAUAAUUAUUUGCAAGAGAUGAUUAAGGCUGAAACGGAGUCAAAAAGUGCAGUCCAGUGCACAAAGCAAUAUCCCGUGUUAGCCUUGUCUGAGGAAGGGCCACGCCCCAAGAGGUGUGAAGCAGACAGCCUACGCUCGUCGCCUGAUAAUUAUUUGCGUGGGUUCGGGAAGCAGCUGAGGGUUACUGAUUCGCCUUUUCCGGUAAGAGAUGAGGUGGAAACAUUGGAAAACCAUGUGGAUGAGGCAGCUGAUGAGUUUAUCUCAAAGUUCUACAGAAAUUUGAGGCGUCAAUCUUCGCUUUCUACUGCUUAAUGUACAUGAAUAUGCAUGUAUUUUUUUUCAAGUUUGCAAAGCAAUCCUAUUAGAACUCUUGCUUUUGCGUGUUGUAUCCUGUACUAUAAACAAGAAAAAGUUAAUAGUACUACAAAACUUUUGAAGCU